Molecule: messenger RNA, 507 nt
Organism: Dreissena polymorpha
Lineage: Eukaryota; Metazoa; Mollusca; Bivalvia; Myida; Dreissenidae
Exons: 2
Coding region: 1-507 (168 amino acids)
Source: RefSeq, a predicted model, not a curated record
AUGCUUGCUACGGAAACGACAACAAGGGAACAAGUAACAAACGGCGCCGGGAGUGAAGCAGACCAGGCAACUGGACUUAUGAAGGAUGGGGAUCAAAGCUGCAAGGACGUCCCCACCCCGAUAGCGGAACUCUUCACGCCAAAGCGAUGGAUCAGAGAAGAACUGACAACGACCACCGGGAAGGAGUUUUCUGUUAUCAUCAGCAAGAGCAAGGCAAACACCGUGCUACAGUGGAAACCUGUGAACGAGCGCCUGCUGUACGUCAGGAUGAACUCCAAGUACGCCCAGCUGUCUGUUGUUGUGGGCUUCGCACCAAUAGACAAUGCGGAAGAAGAGGACAAGGAUGCAUUCUAUGACGCCCUUCAAAGUGAUUUAGAGGACAUCUCCCAAUACGACGUGCUGAUAUUGCUCGGCGACUUCAAUGCUAAGGUUGGCUGCGACAACAAAGACAGAGAGAUGACUAUGGGACGACAUGGAAUAGGUGUGAUCACCGUCAACGGGGAGUGA